Messenger RNA from Macaca mulatta (Rhesus monkey), 7146 nucleotides. RefSeq names its product fibroblast growth factor 5 (gene FGF5). Gene Ontology annotation, molecular function: growth factor activity. NCBI's taxonomy places the organism in Eukaryota, Metazoa, Chordata, Mammalia, Primates, Cercopithecidae. The record is from RefSeq and is a predicted model, not a curated record.
UGGCCCUAAUAGGGGAAGCCGGGUGACCGCGCGACCCGUGAGAAAUGCUGGGGCGCGUGGCCCUGGUAUGGGCGCACCCAGCGUCCGGGGCGCAGGUUCUCUCAGCCCAGCUUCUCCUCCCACUCACUUGCUCGGAUCUCCUCCCUCCUUCACAUCCCCCGCCCCCGGGACCGCGAGGCUCCCUCCCCGCACCGGCCAGUGAGUACACAAAGCCGCGGGUGAGGGGAAGCUUCGCAGGCGUGCACGGAGCAGUGAGAUCACUGGCGUUAUAAAUAUCCCGGUGCCAGCGCGGAGAUCCGCUCGGGUGGCCUCUCUCUCCCCUUCUCCCCUUCUCUUCCCAGAGGCUAUGUCCACCCAGUGCGGCGAGGCGAGCAGCGCCAGAGGCACGCAGCCGCAGAGGGGCCACAGAGCCCAGAAUCAGCCCUGCAAGAUGCACUUAGGACCCCCGCGGCUGGAAGAAUGAGCUUGUCCUUCCUCCUCCUCCUCUUCUUCAGCCACCUGAUCCUCAACGCCUGGGCUCACGGGGAGAAGCGUCUCGUCCCCAAAGGGCAACUCGGACCCGCUGCCACUGAUAGGAACCCUAGAGGCUCUAGCAGCAGACAGAGCAGCAGUAGCGCUAUGUCUUCCUCUUCUGCCUCCUCCUCCCCCGCAGCUUCUCUGGGCAGCCAAGGAAGUGGCUUGGAGCAGAGCAGUUUCCAGUGGAGCCCCUCGGGGCGCCGGACCGGCAGCCUCUACUGCAGAGUAGGCAUCGGUUUCCAUCUGCAGAUCUACCCGGAUGGCAAAGUCAACGGCUCCCACGAAGCCAAUAUGUUAAGUAUUUUGGAAAUAUUUGCUGUGUCUCAGGGGAUUGUAGGAAUACGAGGAGUUUUCAGCAACAAAUUUUUAGCGAUGUCAAAAAAAGGAAAACUCCAUGCAAGUGCCAAGUUCACAGAUGACUGCAAGUUCAGGGAGCGUUUUCAAGAAAACAGCUAUAAUACCUAUGCCUCAGCAAUACAUAGAACUGAAAAAACAGGGCGGGAGUGGUAUGUGGCCCUGAAUAAAAGAGGAAAAGCCAAACGAGGGUGCAGCCCCCGGGUUAAACCCCAGCACAUCUCUACCCAUUUUCUCCCAAGAUUCAAGCAGUCGGAGCAGCCAGAACUUUCUUUCACGGUUACUGUUCCUGAAAAGAAAAAGCCACCUAGCCCUAUCAAGCCAAAGGUUCCCCUUUCUGCACCUCGGAAAAAUACCAACACAGUGAAAUACAGACUCAAGUUUCGCUUUGGAUAAUAUUCCUCUUGGCCUUGUGAGAACGAUUCUUUCCCCUCAGGAGUUUCUAUAGGUGUCUUCAGAGUUCUGAAGGAAAAUUUUUGGACACAGCUUCAGCUAUACUACCCUGUAUUGAAGUCACGUCAUUUGUUUCAGUGUGACUGAAACAAAAUGUUUUUUGAUAGGAAGGAAACUGGAAUUCUUUGUACUAAUACAGGGAGCACACUGCUUCAGGUCAGCAAGACAUAAAGCCUUUUGCUUUAUGCUUGAGGGAUAUUUAGAACUUUGUAUUUUCGGAAAGUUAAAUAACAUGGACUAUGUAUUUUUCUGACUUUUACAGAUCAACCUGAAAGAACAUACAUGGUACAUUUUUAUUUUUGGUUUCCAAAGAAUAUUUUGAUGCGGAUAAAAUAUUUUGUUAACUUUUGUUUUUUUGUUUGUUUUCUUAAAAGUACCUCUGCAUUGAGCAUAUUUUCUUACUUUUAUUAUUUUAAUUAAUAUGACAUAAGCAAUCAUUUUAUGCUGUUUAUUAAUUAUAAAUGUGUUUAUAUCUCAUUUGUAAUGUGGAAAUCUUUUAAAUUUUUUCUAUUCACUGCACUUUUUUAUUGUUUUUAUUUCUAGCCUUACCUCAGAUAAUAUGUUUAGUUUUACAUUUUAAAAUGUUUAAAUUCUCUUUCACAGCACCAAAGGCUCAGCUUGGAUUUGUAUGUAUGUGUAUGUAAAUUCAUGACUUUAUGUGGAAUCCUACACCUUUGGUGGCUGGGAUAUGAUGGGUUAUAAGCAAGGAAAAAAUAUAAGGACUUUUUAAUAGAAUUAAAUGUGGGAGGUAAGGAAAAGGAUUUAGAGGUAAACGUACACUAAGUUUACAACAUUGAUUGAGAUCUAAGUCUGUCUUGCCUUCAUUUCUCUUUUUAUCCCCCCCUUGCCCUCAUUCUUGAACAGCUGGAGGAAUACAUUUUAUUCUGUCUGUGAAGCAUACACUAUGAGAUUGGAGUGCUUAAAAAUACUUCUAUGAUUCUCUGCUGUCCCACUGUGUAGAUCCACAGGGAGCAAACACUUAGAAACGAUAGAGAACUGAAGGAGAUGAAUGGUUUAACAGUUAUCCAUGCCAAGUCCCGUUGUCAGAAAUAUUCUUAUUACUCAGGCAAACACUCUUUGAGCUUCCCUUCCUAAAGGUAACCAUUUCAGUGAAUAGAUGUGCACUUUUAUAAGGAAACUUCUGAUGUUUAUUUAAAAAACUGGCCUUUUGAUAGAGGUAAAUUAAUCUGGGAAUUCAAUGUGUUGAAAGUGGCAUUUAAUUUCACCUUAAAUACUGACUGCUGGACAUAAAUCACAGAAAAUUUAACUUAAGAAAAUUUACAAAAUCUAUUAUCAGGUAAUCAUUUUAAUAAAGUUCUGCAAAAUACAAGUGUUUACAUUACAUUCCGAAAUGUGGCAAAAAAGAUACAGCUAAUGGUUAAAAGUAUGACUUUUGUAGUAAGAGAAGAGUUCAUAGAAAUUUCAUGGUUUGCAUUUAAACAUGUUUAAAGUAUACUUAUAAACUAUUUUUUCCUUAAAGCAAACUAUGAUUUAUUUUGGUGCAAAUACAAAAUGGAAACUUGUCAAAAUUGAGCUAGCUACCAUAUAAGCAGAUUGCUUUAAUUUGAUGGGAAAACAGUACACACAUAUAUAUAACAAAUAAUAUAUCUAAAAACCCAUCCAUCAACUAAAACAUUAUACGUAUACAUUAGUAUAGUGUUUUAUUAUAAAGCCAAUUAUCUGAUUAAACAUUCUUUCCACUUAAUGCAUAAUUUUUAAAUAGCAUAAAAUGAAAUGCUACAAAAAAUUGAACUAAUUUAUACUUUAAAGUAUUUCUGGGUUAAAUGGAACAAUGAAAUGUUUUAAACAAAGAUAUGCCCAACUCUUAUUCAAAUGGCAUAUCACCGUGUUUACACAGUAUAAAGCUAAAAAUAUUACUCUAGUUUAUUCUAAUCUAUUGUUAAGUAUUGUACGCCGUAUACCAAGUUCUUAGGGCACAUGAAAAAUUUCAGUUGCCAAACAGAAACUAGUAAACAUAUGUUCCUAAUUAGUGAACGGAAAGAUAAUAAUGAUGGUCAACAACAGGCCACGUUAAUGAAUAAGUUGUAUAGGCUAAAUGUUGCUUGUAGGCUACAUUAAACUCAAAUGUAAUAGUUUAUCUUAUACUACUGGUUUGAUUUGAUUAGCAUAUGAACAUGAAAGUAGGAUAACUACCAAAUAUAUAUUAUGCAAGUCAGGAAUCAUUAAUUUCAAAAUUUAAAGCCAUGCUAAAAUUAAAAAGAAAAUAUUAAAUUACACAAUUACACUUCUCUUCACUGGCCAUACACAAUGAUUUUUUUUUUUUUUUUUUUUUUUUUUUUGAGACAGUCUUGCUCUGUCACCAGGCUGGAGUGCAGUGGCAUGAUCUCGGCUCACUGCAACCUCCGACUCCCUGGUUCAAGCGAUUCUCCUGCCUCACCCUCCCAAGUAGCUAGGAUUACAGGUGCGUGCCACCACGCCAGUUCAUUUUGUAUUUUUAAUAGAGACGAGGUUUCACCAUGUUGACCAGGAUGGUCUCAAUCCUGGCCUCUUGAUAGUCCUGACCUCAUAAUCCAUCUGCCUCAGCCUCCCCAAAUUGCUGGGAUUACAGGUACAACGAUGCUUAAUGAAUGCUUAGUGAAGCAUAAAGUUACCUACAUCAAUUAAUUAAAUGAACCUAUGUACAGAAAACGUGUAUAAAUAUAAGUCCAUACUAAUGCUUACAACUUUCUAAGAGGGUUCUUGCUUACAUAGCUUUUUAUUAUUUUAAGUAACCAGAACUACCAAAUACCAAAAUUAUUUGAUUAUGGUUAUGUUCAUCUAAACACAACAAUAAAUUUUGUAUUAUUAUUUAGGAGUCUAUUUUGCUUAUAGGUAACAAACAUCUCCAGACUAACAUGUCAGUUUUAUCAAUUAUAUUAUGUUUAAAUAUUUAAGAUUUAUUUAUAUGGAACAUCUAUAGAGAUAAAUAGAGGUUUUCAAUAAGAUGUAGUAACACUGUGAUUUUUCUGUCACAGAGUCUCUCUUCACUUCCUUCUAAAGAGACUAAUUUGAGAGUAUAGGUGUAUAUUAAUUUUCUUGAUUCUUUCAGCUGAAUUACACUGGUCCAGAAGUUCAAAAUCAUGUGACAACGAUAAGAGAUACUGACAGAAGUCAUUUCCAAGUUUGUACAUAUAUUUAAAAAAUUACAUAUAUAAAACUGAGACUUUUAUUUCUGUUAUUUUAAAGCUUUUAUUUCUUGUAGCUAAAAAUAAAACAUAAAUCUGGUAGGUAAAUUUCUUAUGAAAUCGAUCUUGAAAUAGAAAAUGUACUGAUUUUCUUACCAUUAACAUUUUUUACCCUUCCAAAGAAGGGAGGGAAUAAAUCAUGACUUAUUCCAUUUUCAAUAACAAAAUGAAACUAUGGCACUAACCAAAAACUUGCAUUCUGGCAUCAUUUUUACAGUUGCAGAGAAUUGUUUCUGGGCUCAUUAAAAAUAUAUGAUUCCAUUGCCGCAAUGGAAAGCAAACAAUAACUUCUUAAAGGAGUUCUACACCUCCUUUAAGAUUUAUUUCAUUGCUACCUCUAAAUUCUGAUAAUUUAAAAUCCAUUUUAAGGUGACAAAAUUUUUAAAAAUUUUGGAGGAAACCUCUGGAUAAAUGGACAAGGCCUUUUUUUUUUUUUUUUUUUGUAGUCAAUCCAAAUGUACUGGCCAAGCCAACUUUUGAAAUAAGAUUAUAUGAUUAGGUAUUAGCAGAGACAAAGAGUUACUGCCUCCAUCUUACUCUGCCCUAUUUGAAAGUCUCAGGGGAGAGAAGGGAACAAGAUGCGGACCUAACCUGAGUAGAGUCAGGUGAGGCAUCUUUACAUCUAAGAAUUUGUAUGACAUUGAAUCAGUCAACUGGGCUACACAUCAUCAAUCAGUAUUUCAGCAAUUUUAUGCAAUAAAAAUAACAUUAGAUUAUAAACCAAGAACUCUCAUUUAUGUUUUAGUUUAUUAAAUGGUUUUUGUCUUUAUUCAGACAUGAAUCACAUCACUCUCUAGCACCUGUUUUGUCCUUCACCAUUUGAUCUCUAACAUGAUUUCUAGCUUUAUUACCAGUGAUUGUAGGAGUCUUACGAUGUUGAAAGUUCUAUGAGGUCAUAAAAAGGGACAUGUUCCCUUCUGUAAUGAAACCAAAUUUAAAUUUAUGUCCAGAUGAAACUGGACAACCACUUGAGAAAAAAAAGCUGUCAAUGAAGUUAUAAAUAUAGAUCUUUUAAAAAUAUCUUUUCUUAGUUUAAAAAAAAAUGCCACUGAGUAAGUGUGUGAGAUUUGAUCAAGACAUUUACAAAGCUGGGAUCGAUUUUGGGCUUAGCAUUUUAUGAAGGAUGUAAAAAAUUUGAAUUAACCUGGAGGGGGAAUGGUCAGACUGGUAUCAUUGUUGAUAAUAAAUAGCUCUACUUAAUUAAACAUGCAAUUUUAAAAACACUUCUUUUGUGAUUAAAGUUCUCCAUUCACCAUGAAGCCUUCUAGAAAUUCUUGAAGAAAUAUGAGUAAUUUCUUCUUGACAUCACGCCUCCAAAUAAGGAUAGCUCAGGACACAAUUUUCUGUCACCAUUCCCUUACUUUCCCCAAAAUUCAGGAAGUGAUUUCUGAGAUCCCUCCUUGCACAAGGCACUGAGCUAGUAAGACAUUCUUGGACUUGCUCAGUGCUUGUUUAGUAGUUCUUUGUGGAUAUUUACAUCAACGUACUAUCAUAUUUUGAACUUCUGGAGAAAAUAUACCUGCCCUCAUUGCAUAUUUCCCACGCUAAAAUCAGGCUAAUAAAAUUAACUUAAUAAAUGCUCUUAGUGAAAAGCAAAUUUGAAUGAUGUGUUCCUCUGGCUUAAACACUUUGUAGAGGCUAUUGGAUAUUCUAGUUAUUCACCAAACUUACUGUAUAAUUAUAGAUUCCUGGCAUAUGUUAGUUGCUCAGAAAUGCUUUUAGGAUGUAUACAGGUGCUGAAUAAGUUUUAUCGGACAAAAAUGAUGAUGACAGGUAAGAUAAUUUCAUGUUAAAUAUGAAAUAUAUCCUACAAUAAGAGUAAGAACAUCCGCUGCCCCUCCUACUGUACUUGAAGUUCUCAAACAUACAUUUUUAGACCAAACUAAAUAUAUCAGGCACUUGCAGCUGCAUUUAAUUAUCAAUACAUGUCAUCACAUGACACUUCAAUUUCACUGGCAAUCAUAAAAAUAGGUUACUAUGCAAAUCCCAAUGCUUUUGCUAUUUGUAGGCCAAACAAGCAGUCUGGUAGGAUGCCAGUAGGUAUCAGUGGGAGAAUAAAGGCAUUUCUUUUUGGUAAUUUAUUUCUAGAUGUGUUUGUCCCUUUCCCUAGAUAAACUCUCUCAGAGAAGACUGACAUUUUUCUGUACCCUACAGAGAGAUUAGUGAAUGCAUAAUCACACAGUGACAGGUCCGGCUCUAAUGUGUUUCUCAUUAAAUUCUCUGUCGUUCCCUCUGCGGGAAACUGGACAAUUUAUCAGAUUUUCAUACAGGGAGGUGAAUUUCUGCUGAGGAGGCAACACAAUGUCUUUUACUCUCCGGAGUGCAAUUAUGGCUGAGCUUCCCCGACAGUACUCCAUUUUAUGAUAGGGUUGUCGUUGUAGGAUGUAUGCAUUCUACAACUCGUUUCUAUAUUCUGACACCGGUUACAUAUUUACACUUUUUAAAGUUAGCUAGUUUUCCUACAUUCGCCUUAAUACAGAAUGUCUGAGAUUAAGCAUACCUAUAUACUAGAAUAUUAAUUGUACAAGGAGAAUAUAGAAAGACUUCUCUAACAGUCACCAUCUUAAUGGAGCAUGUGAGAGAAUGAGUUUCAAUUUUGGAAACAGAAAAGAGUGUAAAAGCAUGUGUUCUCAGUCAA